CUGGUUGUCCAAAAAGAUGAAGAUAAGCUGGUCUGCUUACGAUACAUUUGAAGCUAAUUUCAAGCCUCUGAUAGUAGUUGAGCUUGCACAGAAUACCAAAGAUGAAACCAAAGAGUGGCUGAUUCAGAAGAUUGUAGGAAAGAAGAAGGAUGGAGGAGCCCAGCUUUUGGUUAAACCAUUGAUGGAGGAAGGAAAACAGAUAGAGGGAAGCAAGAACAUAUAUCUUGUUGGAGCAUCUCACUUAAGGCUGCUUCUAGGAGCUGAAACUGUAGGAUUGGUUAAAGAAUGUAAUGAUAAUACAAUGAAAGCCUUUACCUAUACGUCUAGAAAAAAUUUCAAAGAAUUUGCAGAGGACAAUCAUAAUUUCCUUACAAUGGCAGAAUGUCAAUACAUUAUCAAACAUGAACUUGAAAAUUUGAGAGCUAAAGAUGAAAAGAUGAUCCCUGGCUAUCCUCAGGCAAAGCUUUAUCCAGGAAAGUCCAUUAUGCGGAGGCUAACAACCAGUGGCAUUCUACUUCAGAUUUUCCCACUUCAUGACACAGACCAUUUAAAAAAACUUGGGCAUAUAUGGUAUGAACAACUGAGAAUUAGAUAUCAGCCUUUAGAUGAAAUUCGCUGUUAUUUUGGUGAAACACUUGCUUUCUAUUUUGCCUUUUUGGAAUAUAUCACAUUUGCUUUGAUUCCAAUGGCAAUCAUUGGGAUCCCUUAUUAUGUUUUUGAUUGGGAAGAUUAUGAUAAGUAUGUGCUGUUUGCAGCAUUCAAUCUGCUUUGGUCUACUGUAAUCCUUGAACUCUGGAAACGAUGUUGUGCUGUUAUGGCGUACAGAUGGGGAACACUGAUGAUGAAGCGACAGUUUGAGGAACCCAGACCAGGAUUUCAUGGGGUUUUAGGUAUCAAUCCUGUAACUGGCAGAGAAGAACCCAUAUACUCCAGUUUCAGAAGAAAGUUACGGAUUUAUUUUGUUUCCGUCCCAUUUGUGUGCCUUUGUCUCUACCUCUCACUUCACAUAAUGAUGAUUUAUUUUGACUUGGAAUUCCAAGCACGUUUAUAUUAUGAAGAGAGCCAAGAUGAAUUAGGCGGCUUGAUAUUGUACAUGCCCAGCAUAAUUUAUGCUGUUGUGAUUGAAAUUCUAAAUCGAAUUUAUAGAUAUGCUGCAGAGUUCUUGACCUCAUGGGAAAACCAUAGAUUGGAGUCUUCAUAUCAGAAUCACUUAAUUUUGAAAGUCUUGGUGUUCAAUUUCUUAAACUGCUUUGCCUCUUUAUUCUACAUCGCAUUUGUCUUAGUUGACAUGAAACUUUUGAGACAGAGCUUGGCAACUUUACUAAUAACUUCACAAGUCCUUAAUCAGUUUGUGGAAGCUGCACUGCCUUACUGGCUCCAAAAAAGUAGGAAUAAAAGGGUAAAGAAAAAGGUGAAAGCACUGGAAAUAGACACUGAUAUGUCUUUAUUUGAACAAGUUAAUCUGGAAAAAGGAAUGGAUACUUACUUGGGUACUUUUGAUGAUUAUUUGGAGUUGUUCUUACAGUUUGGUUAUGUGAGCCUUUUUUCAUGUGUCUACCCUUUGGCUGCUAUUUUUGCUGUGCUAAACAACAUCACUGAGAUGUACUCUGAUGCCUUAAAAAUGUGCAGUGUUUUUAAACGCCCAUUUUCAGAGCCUGCUGCAAAUAUAGGUGUAUGGCAGCUGGCUUUUCAAACUAUGACUAUAAUUUCAGUUAUUACCAACUGUGUCCUGAUUGGCAUGUCACCUCAAGUAAAUGCAGUCUUCCCAGAUUCAAAAUCUGAACUUAUCAUAAUUGUAGUUGUGGCAGAGCAUUUAGCACUAGCAGUGAAGUUUCUUAUGUCAUAUGUCAUUGCUGACAAACCCCAAGAUAUUGAGCUAAAAUUGGCAAAGCUAGAAUUUGAAUCUCUGGAAGCACUCAAACAACAGCAAAUGAAAUUGGCAGCAGAGUCUCUGAAAGAAUCCUAGGAUGAUAAAUAGAACAGCUGAAGAAGAAUAUACAGUAUUAAGAACAAGAAAUGCCUGAUACUCUCAUAUGAUUUUGAACUGUAUGAUCAAUUUUAUCUUCAUCACAAAACCUUGUUGCUGUAAUUUUUUUGCAUAUUACAAUACAGCCCAUAGAAACUGAUUAAAGCUGUUCUUAAAUCUUGUUAGAACCCAUAGACACCAUCUUAAUCUGCAAUUUCUUAAGAUGCUUAUGCUAAUUUAAUAAGCAUAACUAUAAAUCUGAGCUGCAGCUUUGGAAGGUAACAGUGAUAUAUAAGGUCAUAUUCCUGUGGCAUCUUCAUAUUAAGACUAUUUGGUCUCUUUUUGUAGAAAGCUCACUACAUGAUCUGCAUUUAAAAAGAAAUUAAUUUUGUCUUCUGUAAAAUAUAAUACAGAAAUUGCCAGUUUAGGAUCCAUACAAAGCAUGGGUGCUUCAUGAAGAAAUGUGUACUGUAAAAUGUAUGAGACAGUAUAUGCUGUUUUAACUUGAACUAUUAUUACCUAUUAAACUUACUAAUUUCAA
Candoia aspera is the source of this 2507-nucleotide messenger RNA. It is a transcript of the gene ANO10, whose product is annotated as anoctamin 10. Lineage: Eukaryota; Metazoa; Chordata; Lepidosauria; Squamata; Candoiidae. The record is from RefSeq and is a predicted model, not a curated record. Bases 17 to 1966 code for a protein of 649 amino acids. The transcript is spliced from 12 exons.